Molecule: messenger RNA, 1830 nt
Organism: Ziziphus jujuba (common jujube)
Lineage: Eukaryota; Viridiplantae; Streptophyta; Magnoliopsida; Rosales; Rhamnaceae
Exons: 1
Coding region: 105-1700 (531 amino acids)
Source: RefSeq, a predicted model, not a curated record
CACUCAUUCUCUUCAUAAAACCCCCCCCAGCAAAUCCGAGUACAAUAACUCCAUCUCUCCAUAUUUUCCCAGCUUCCAAGUAUCCCAAAGAAAAAUAACAUAAGAUGGAUACUUGGUCAUGGAUACGUGAGCUGCCCAACUCGAGCGACUGGGGUACUGAGUCAGACGACUCACCCCACGUCUUUGAGCUAGCGAGUUCAGGGACCAGUCAAGGCGAAUCAACUCGGUCUAUUCAACUCAGAGCUCAACGAGCAACCGGGUCCAACACUGAAGUGUUGGUGAACUUCGCUGUGUGCUUACAGGGCUUCCACAAUCUUGGCUCCAAAAAGACUUUGUGGGUCUCCGACACGUGUUCCCUCUCCUCCUCCGACGACAAGUCGUUUCUCCCUCUGGUACUUCAGCUCCUCCAGGAGAUCAUAUCCCGCUCACCCACCGCCAACGACAGCACCUGCCCUCGUUCCCAGCUCCAGAAACUCAAACCCGACCCGGUUUCUUGGAUCAUGGACUCUUACUCGCCCGAGUCAUUCUCUUACUUCUUUAAUCUCCUUUUUAUCACGCGCCUCUUCUGGGUCUGCGCGUGCAACGCUCCCAGUGAAGUUGGGUCGCUUUUCUUUCGCUCACUUUUAGCUCCUAAUCUCGAAGCUUUGUACAGCAAAAACACACCGGUUUUGCGGACAUUUUUAACCACCAUAGGUGUGGAUACAGAGCUCUGUUUCAUGCGCACCGUCGGGUACAUGAUAGCAAAAUGGUGUAUUUUAAGAGAGCUGGGUGUUGGAUUACAAACAUUAACUCCAUUGGCGCCUGAGAAUCUAGGUUUCUCUUACGCAAUGGAAGGCCACGGAUUGUGGGUACUAAAGGGUUACGCGCCGGUUUCGGGGAUGAAACUCAGGCGCUCCAACGUUGAUAAAAACCAGUUCCCAGUGGUGGGAGCUAGAGACUCGGUGCUAAAGUACGCUUUGGCUCAUCAGCAGCUUGAAGCCGUUAUUCAGUUGGAAUAUACAGUCGGUUUCUACGGCGGGCAUAUUCAGGUAGACGCACGGGUCGACAACCUACGCAUCCAUGUGGUGAAACUCGGAUACAACCAAAACGACGACGUGGACUACGGCGAUGAGAAGCACUUUCCGUCGAGGAUCCGGGUUUGGGUCGGGCCAGAAGUCGGAGCGAAUUACGUGGCCGGAUUGAGCCUUGGUCUGUCCACGGACACGGGCAAGACAGAAGUGGAAACGCAAAAGGUUGUUAAGGGAAGUUUCGGGAAAUCGAAGAUUCCGAAGGUGAAAACGGUAGCGAGGUCGUCGACGAAGACGAGGAGUAGGAAUUGGAAGUGGGACCAGGAUGCGGAAGGAAACGCCGCCGUUUUCGAAGCGGUACUGUGCGACAGCAGGACCGGUCAAGAAGUUGCCACGUGGAAGCCGAGUAUUGGUGGAGGCGAAGAAAACGGGUUGCGGAAUAGAUACAGCGGAGCAAAUAGAGCGUUUACGAAGAGCGGUGGGUUGGUUAUGGCGGGAGACGAGUACGGAGAAGGAGUUGGGUGGAGAUUGAGCAAAGAGAUGGAAGGGAAUGUGUUGAAGUGGAGAAUAGGUGGCCAAGUUUGGUUAAGUUACUGUGCAAAUGAGGUGCAGAGUUCUUAUUAUGAGACCCGGUGUGUUGAAUGGUGUGAUGAGGUUGAUUUGCCUCUUAUUCCCCCUAAAUACAAUUUCUGAUUAUAAAAGGAUUAGAUGAUAUUGAUGAUAUAAGAUAUUUAGGAAUAAAUAUUGUAUAUCAAAACCUCAUAAUGUGUAUCUAUAAUUAUGUUAGAUUAAGGAAUAAACUUGUUAAAAGCAAUUUACAUCU